UUUCAUAAUACUGUGAAAAUCUUCUCCUAUAAAAGACAGCAUGGCCUUAGGAUAGAAUAGGGGUCCUCAGGGUAUAACCAGCUUAUUUUCAUAAUGAGGGCCUACUUUUUGUUUGUGAGCAUAUCUUUGCUGUGUGCUGUGGUCUUUGGUGACCAUGAGAAACAUCAUGACAGUGAUCACAAAGAACAUGGAGAUCAUGGAAACGUCCAUCACCAUUCUGAUAAAACACAUACAGACGAUAGCCACGGAGAUCACCAUCAUGAUGAAUCUAUGCCUUGCCUUAAAAUAGCACCAUAUAAUGCUAACUUUGGUUUUAGCCUUUACAGACAAAUUGCUGCAGACCAUCCAACAGAAAACAUAUUUAUAUCCCCAGCGAGUAUUUCCACUGUCUUUGCUAUGCUCUCCCUUGGUGCCAGAUCCAAUACUUUAAACCAGAUAAUAGAAGGACUGAGCUUUAACCGAUCUGAACUAACAGAGGAGGAGAUGCAUAAAGGUUUCCAGCAUCUCCUUCACAUGCUGAAUGACCCAAACAGUAAAGUGCAGCUGAACAGUGGAAAUGCCCUCUUUAUAGACAAAGACCUCAAACUCAUCCAGAAAUUUGUAGAGGAUUCCAAACAGUUUUAUAAAGCAGAAACAUUUUCUACUGAUUUCCAUAAUACAGAGGAAGCAACAAAGCAGAUUAACACUUACGCAGAGAAUAAAACCAAGGGAAAAAUUACUGACUUGCUCAGCAGUGUAGACGAGAAAACUAUUCUAGUUCUUAUUAACUACAUUUAUUUCUAUGGAGAAUGGGAGAAACAUUUUGAAAAGGAAUGGACAAAGGAUGGAAUCUUCCAUGUGGAUGAGAACACAAACGUAACAGUCCCAAUGAUGCACAGAAAUGGCAUGUACAAUGUGGCAUUUGAUGAAAAGCUUGGCUGCACUGUGGUACAAAUCCCAUACAAAGGGAAUGCAACAGCACUCUUUAUUUUGCCAGAUGAAGGAAAGCUGAGACAAGUUGAAGAAGCUCUAGAAAAGGCAGUAGUAAAAUCAUGGAAAAAAUUAUUUAGAAAGCAGUUUGUACAACUUACCCUCCCAAAACUCUCAAUUUCUGCAACAACUGACCUUGUAAAAGAACUCAGUAAACUGGGUGUGACUGAUGUAUUUCCUGAUAAUUCAGAUCUUUCUGGAAUUGUAGAAGUAACACCACUGAAGGUGUCUAAGGCAGUGCAGAAGGCUCUAGUAAGCAUUGAUGAAACAGGAACAGAAGCUGCAGGAGCUACAGUCAUGGAAAUUAUGCCCAAUAUGGCACCGCUUCUCAUCACAUUUAACAGACCCUUUGUGCUGAUGAUUUAUGAACCAACGCUAAGAGCCAACCUUUUCAUGGGAAGAGUUAUGAACCCUAAGAAAUAGUUUCAAAAAGAUGUUUCUUUCUAAAUAAACUGGCAUCUUCAAA
Molecule: messenger RNA, 1435 nt
Organism: Xenopus tropicalis (tropical clawed frog)
Lineage: Eukaryota; Metazoa; Chordata; Amphibia; Anura; Pipidae
Product: alpha-1-antitrypsin
Exons: 5
Coding region: 94-1392 (432 amino acids)
Cellular component (GO): extracellular region
Molecular function (GO): serine-type endopeptidase inhibitor activity
Source: RefSeq, a predicted model, not a curated record